UCAAACUCAGUGAUUUGCUCUUUCACGAGAGUUCAAAGUCAGAAUCAUGGCAUCCAUUUAUGGAGACAUCAUGAAAGUAGACACCACCGGUGCAUCGGAGAAGACAGCAAAACAAGACAAAUUAACCAUAAAGGGGGUUGAAGCCUCUAAAAAAAUGGCUGAAACCGAUCUGGCCCGGAUGGAGAAAUACAAGAGUAUAAUUAUCAAAGUUGGCAAAGCAAAGCAGAUGGACCCAGCUGUGAUUGCUGCCAUCAUAUCCAGAGAGUCCAGAGCUGGAGCCGUUCUAAAGGAUGGGUGGGGCGACCAUGGCAAUGGCUUUGGUCUCAUGCAGGUUGACAAACGCCACCACACUCCAACAGGUCAGUGGGACAGUGAGCAGCAUAUCAUUCAAGCUACUGAUAUACUCAUUGGCUUUAUUAAAGAAAUAAAAGCUAAAUUUCCCAAGUGGACACAAGAGCAAUGCUUGAAAGGGGGAAUAUCAGCCUACAACGCAGGUGUGAAGAAUGUCCAGACAUAUGAGCGCAUGGACAUCGGCACCACAGGAGAUGAUUACGCCAAUGAUGUUGUUGCCAGAGCCCAGUGGUUUAACAGCAAGGGUUACUAAGGAACAGCAGUUGUGAACCUGUUAUAAACCCUUACAUUAGUAGAAUGACAAGAUGACAAAUUCUGAUCCUUUGGGAAUAGCCUACUGCAGUUAUUAGAUGCUAAUGUAAUCUUUCUAUUUUAAGAGUUUGUGGCGUUUCCAGAAUGAAACUGCACAGUGCAUUUUUUGUGAUGAUAAUGAGGUAAAUAAAAAUAAUUUAUUUACUCAAAUCAUUUGUCUACUAUUUAUCACACCUUUCCAACCCUCAAAUUCCUCAUUGCUCCUGGAAGUAGCUGAAAGAGUUUGUUGU
Molecule: messenger RNA, 893 nt
Organism: Labeo rohita (rohu)
Lineage: Eukaryota; Metazoa; Chordata; Actinopteri; Cypriniformes; Cyprinidae
Product: lysozyme g-like
Exons: 5
Coding region: 47-604 (185 amino acids)
Biological process (GO): peptidoglycan catabolic process; defense response to Gram-positive bacterium
Cellular component (GO): extracellular region
Molecular function (GO): lysozyme activity
Source: RefSeq, a predicted model, not a curated record